Molecule: messenger RNA, 240 nt
Organism: Fusarium vanettenii 77-13-4
Lineage: Eukaryota; Fungi; Ascomycota; Sordariomycetes; Hypocreales; Nectriaceae
Product: ubiquitin
Exons: 2
Biological process (GO): protein ubiquitination; modification-dependent protein catabolic process
Cellular component (GO): cytoplasm; nucleus
Molecular function (GO): ubiquitin protein ligase binding; protein tag activity
Source: RefSeq, a predicted model, not a curated record
UUCGUGAAGACCCUGACGGGCAAGACCAUCACCCUCGAGGUCGAGUCCUCGGACACCAUUGACAAUGUCAAGUCCAAGAUCCAGGACAAGGAGGGCAUUCCCCCGGAUCAGCAGCGACUGAUCUUCGCUGGCAAGCAGCUUGAGGAUGGCCGAACUCUCUCCGACUACAACAUCCAGAAGGAGUCCACCCUGCACCUGGUCCUCCGUCUCCGUGGUGGUAUCAUUGAGCCCUCGCUCAAG